Messenger RNA from Heteronotia binoei (common prickly gecko), 3027 nucleotides. Its product is annotated as vomeronasal type-2 receptor 26-like. NCBI's taxonomy places the organism in Eukaryota, Metazoa, Chordata, Lepidosauria, Squamata, Gekkonidae. The coding region runs from base 1 to 3027 and encodes 1008 amino acids. Gene Ontology annotation, cellular component: membrane. Gene Ontology annotation, biological process: G protein-coupled receptor signaling pathway. The transcript is spliced from 10 exons. Gene Ontology annotation, molecular function: G protein-coupled receptor activity. The record is from RefSeq and is a predicted model, not a curated record.
AUGAAAGAUCCUUUAGGUGUGCCACAUGAGUGGUAUCAGCCAGGGGACUUCCACAUUGGUGGUGUGAUUUCUCAGAUCUAUUAUGAUGUUCACACACCAGCAUUUAAUGAAUUUCCUCAGAAGUUGUUCGAUGUUCCACAUAUGAUGACCAAGUUUUACCAGCAUGUCUUGGCCUUGGCAUUUGCUGUAAAGGAGAUCAAUGAGAACCCUGAAAUCUUGCCCAAUAUCACCCUUGGAUUCCAUAUGUAUGACAGCUACUACAGUGACCAAAUGACCUACCGCACCACUCUGGAUCUGCUUUAUAAAUUUCACAGAUAUUUUCCCAACUACAGAUGUGAUUCCCAGAAAAAUGUAAUAGCUAUCAUCGGGGGACUUGGCGCUGAUAUCUCCUUCCACAUAGCAGACAUCUCAGUUCUGUACAAAAUUCCACAGCUCACAUAUGGCUCUUUUGCACCUGAAGAGAGGGAUGCAGGACGGUCCCCUUCCUUUUACCGCAUGGUACCAAAUGAAGCCUAUCAGCAUAUGGGGAUUAUCUGGUUACUUCAGCACUUCAGGUGGACGUGGGUUGGGCUCUAUGUUGUCAAUGAUGAGAGUGGAGAACAUUUUCUGCAGACCCUGGAGCCAUUGCUUUCCCAGAACAGAAUCUGCUUAGCCUUCACAGAAACUGUACCAAACCAAGCGCAUUGGAAUGACAUGCAUUACAUUAAUGUUGUAGCAUCACUAAUGUUUCAACCUUUUCAAGAUCGCAGGGCCAAUGUCUAUAUCUUGUAUGGAGAAUCUAAAACCUUAGUAGGAUUGAUGACUUUAUUACAUAUAGGAGAUGGUGCCUAUAUGGAAAACGCAACAUUGAGAAAGGUAUGGAUUAUGACGGCCCAGGUUGAUUUUGCAUUAACAGGCCUUACCAAGGCACAGGAUUUCCAGUUCUUCCAUGGUUCACUUUCCUUUAUGAUUCAUUCCAAAGAGCUUCUUGGCUUUCAGACAUUCCUUGAAGACAUAAAACCUGACUGGAAGGAAGGAGAUGGAUUUUUCCCAGACUUCUGGGAGCAAGCCUUCUACUGUUCGGUUCCGAACCCUCAGGAACCUAUGGAUGCCUUUGCGGUGUGCACCGGGGCAGAGAGGCUGGAGAGCCUUCCUGGGCCUCUUUUUGAAAUGCACAUGACUGGUCACAGUUACAGUAUCUAUAAUGCUGUGUAUGCCAUAGCACAUGCAUUGCACGCCAUGUCUGCGUUCAGAUUUGGUCACAGAGCAAUGGCGGACAGCCAGAGAUUUGAACUUCAUAAUUUCCAGCCUUGGCAGCUCCACCCAUUUCUUCAAGGGAUUUCAUUUAACAACUCAGCAGGUGAAACAGUCUCCUUUAAUGUGAACUGGGAAGUGGGCACUGGAUUUGAUAUCAUUAACCUGGUCACCUUUCCAAACACGUCCUUUGCCAGAGUUGUGCCUGUUUCUGUGUGCAAUGACUACUGCCAACCUGGUUAUCAAAAGAAAAAGAAGGAAGGGGAGAAGUUUUGCUGCUACGAUUGUGUUCAUUGCCCAGAAGGGAAGAUUACAGAUGGGAUAGAUAUGGUUGACUGUAUCAGAUGCUCAGAAGAACAGUACCCAAGCAAGGACCAAGAUGGAUGCAUUCCUAAAGUUAUAACCUUCUUGUCCUUUGAUGAACCUUUAGGGAUCAGUUUAGCUUCAGUUGCAGUUUCAUUUUCCCUAGUAACGGUCUUGGUUCUAGGUACAUUUAUGAAGCACAAAAAUACCCCAAUAGUCAAAGCCAAUAACCGGGAUAUCACGUACACUCUCCUGGUUUCUCUGCUGAUUUGCUUCCUCAGCUCUUUGUUAUUUCUUGGAUACCCUAAGAAGGUGACCUGCUUCUUCCGACAAUCUGCUUUUGGCAUUAUCUUCUCAGUGGCUAUUUCUUGUGUGUUGGCCAAAACGAUCACUGUGAUUGUUGCUUUCAUGGUAACCAAACCAGGAUUCAGCAUGAGGAAGUGGAUGGGGAAAAGACUGUCCAUUUCCAUUAUCCUUACUUGUUCCCUUAUGCAAUCAGGCCUUUGUGUCGUGUGGUUGGGAUCCUCUCCCCCUUUCCCACAUUUUGACACACAGUCACUGACUACUGAGAUAGUGGCAGAAUGCAAUGAAGGGUCAGUCUUCAUGUUUUAUAUUGUCCUGGGCUACAUGGGGCUUCUGUCACUCAUCAGCUUGACUGUGGCUUUCCUGGCCAGGAAGUUGCCGGACACUUUUAACGAAGCCAAAUUUAUUACCUUCAGCAUGUUGGUCUUUUGCAGUGUUUGGUUGUCUUUUGUUCCAACCUACCUGAGCAGCAAAGGGAAACACAUGGUAGCCGUGGAGAUUUUCUCUAUACUGUCCUCCAGUGCAGGGUUACUGGCCUGUAUUUUUUUCCCCAAGUGCUAUAUUAUUGUGUUGAAGCCUGAGCUGAACAAGAGAGAACAACUAAAAAGGUACCAGGCAGGGGACCUUGUGAUUGGUGGGAUUACUUCACAGAUCGUUUACAGCCUUCACGAACCUUUCUUCAAGAAACAUCCGUUGCACUAUCUGGCUGAGGUGCCAAUGAUUGUGACCAAGUUCUACCAACACCUCCUGGCCUUGGUGUUUGCCAUCCAAGAGAUCAAUGAGAAUCCAAAAAUCUUGCCCAACGUCACCCUUGGUUUUCACAUUUAUGACAGCUACAAUGAGUUUAAGAUGACCUAUCGCACCACUGUGGACCUGCUCUUUCAUUAUCACAGAUUUUUUCCCAACUAUAAAUGUGACAUUCAGAAAAAUACAAUAGCUGUCAUCGGAGGACUCAGCGCAGAUGUCUCCUUUCGCAUAUCAGAUAUCUUAGGUCUUUACAAGAUUCCACAGAUCAGAAACAAGUUAGCAAAAAGAUACAGGGAUGAGCCAAAGCGCUUGAAUACAGCGCGGGAGACCGGGCACCCCAACCCCAUCGUGAGGGCCCGAUCCAUGUGGACUUACCUCAAAACAAAAACCCCAGGAACUCAUAAUCCUGGAAUGCACGAACAAGAGGCGAAUGCCGCCUAA